UAUGAAAUAAUGACAGCAAUGUAACGAGCGCUGCGGCGUCAGUUGUUGUUAGACAGGCACAGUGUAAGCGCUGAGAAGCUCACAGAAAGUUUGAAUAGCCGUCGCAUUACAGAGAAACUUGUUGGCGAUGAACUUCUUCAUGAAUUUGCUGAUGCUGCUGAUGGCAGUGCUCUCAGUGUCGGCGCGGGCAUCACCAGAAUCAUGUCCCUUGCUGAAACGACGUCUGAUGCAGACGUUUCAAGUUCAGGCGUCUGAAGCAACGAUCUCCGGCAGGCAAGCAGAAGUCUCGCCCUGCAAUGUGAUCGAAUUCUAUAGCUUCGAUCAAACGGAAUUUGAGGACUGCUUAUCUCAAGUUAUUGGAGACCUGGCUACAGAAGGGGAAGGAACUCUUUUAGAAAGACGUGAAUGCUUCCGUCUGUUCUGGCACGAGGUGGACGCCAACGGAGACCAAAAGGUUGACAAGGAUGAGUUCAUUCGCUGGAAGAAACUAUAGGAGGUCUCGACUUGAUGCUCGAAUCAACAGAAGAACAAUCACAAAACACAACUGCCUCAGACGAAGACGGAAUUGUUGUCCUUGUGGGUGACUUGGAAUAUCAACUGAGCUCGAGACAGGGUGAAUUUCUUUCGGCCAAUACCCAAGCCCU
Molecule: messenger RNA, 644 nt
Organism: Hyalella azteca
Lineage: Eukaryota; Metazoa; Arthropoda; Malacostraca; Amphipoda; Hyalellidae
Exons: 5
Coding region: 128-493 (121 amino acids)
Source: RefSeq, a predicted model, not a curated record